Trypanosoma rangeli is the source of this 7701-nucleotide messenger RNA. Its product is annotated as putative Unc104-like kinesin. Lineage: Eukaryota; Euglenozoa; Kinetoplastea; Trypanosomatida; Trypanosomatidae. Gene Ontology annotation, biological process: phosphatidylinositol dephosphorylation. Bases 1 to 7701 code for a protein of 2566 amino acids. The transcript has a single exon. The record is from RefSeq and is a predicted model, not a curated record. Gene Ontology annotation, molecular function: phosphatase activity.
AUGUCCUUAGAAUCGGCAUGCCGUUCUCUAGAAGACUUAGGUGAACCUAUUCGGCGACUCUUGCUGCAGAUGCAACGGAAUUUAACUGAUGAAGAGCUUGAUGUUUUUACCAAAGUAAGAGUGCGUCAGCUUGCCAAGGUAUAUGAUAUGUUGGCCUUGGAAGAAGACCCUGAGAGAAUUUUGGCAUGGCUAAAGAAGGAACAUUUAAAGGCGAAAGGUAUUGAUCCGGAGGAGGUGAACGAAAAAACACGCACUAAAGUUUUGACAGAGGGGGGCCGAGAUCCUAUUGCAUACUUCAAAGAAAUUGAGCGGAAAAAUAUGGAGUUGAUGGCCAAGUUGAAGGAAGCACAGGAGGAACGUGAGAAAAAGCGGGCGGAAAACAUUGCGGAGCGACAGCGUCGGCGUGAGGAAUAUAGGGCGCGUGCCAUGAAAAAGAAGGAAGACGCAGGAAACGAAGGUGAAGGUUUGGAGGUUAUGAAGCCAGAAGAUGUCGCUGAUAUUCUGGGUGUUUUUGAACGAUUUACCUCGAAGCAAUCAACCUUUGAUAAUUCAGGUGUUGUUCAAGACAAUGAAUGGUGGAAGCGAGAUGAAUAUCGUUGGGACUAUGAAAAACAUGGCCUUAAGGGGAGCAGAUGGACUAGCGUUGUUGAAGGUGGAUCUAUGAGAGCUCCAGAGGCUGAGAUUCAAAUGCGUGAAGAAUGGUAUCGUGUACAGUGCUGGUGGAAAACGGAUGCUCAACGUCGAAAUUGGUUGGCGUACCGUGAUGCUGAAUGGUGGAAAGAAGAACCCUAUAUUAUAGAUUGGUUGGAUAAUGGUGAAAAUGGAUGUAUGUGGACUGCAGCAGAUGAAUUGUCUGGGUAUAAUCGUCGUGGAAAUCGUCGGAAAGCGGUCAGAUUAGAGCUGGAUCGUCGGGUGAAGUGGUACAACGCAAAUGGGCCUAAGGGUAUCGUAAAGAUUUGGUGUGCCUUGUCUGAAGGCAGCAAAGAGCAUUGUACAGUGGAGGAGAAAUAUGAACGUGAUGAUUAUUACAAAAAUGGAGAUUGGUGGAAAUCUGAAACCUAUGUUAAUUAUUUUUCUAACAAUCUAGAUGACUGCCCUGCACUACGGUUUGCUUCUGCUGCAUCUAUGGAUCAGGAAUGGUGGAAACAACCAUUUUUUCGAGCGGAUUUUGAAAAAGGUGGUGUUCUUUGGAAGACGUUAAAUGAGGAAUUAGCCGUACGUGGUAUCAAGGAUUUUGCCACGGAAGAAGAAGCUGAGAGGAGGAGAAAUUGGUUUAAAAACUAUUGGUGGAAGGGAGAAAAAAUUAUUCAAGAUUAUGAGAAGAAUGGGUCUGCGGGUAAGCUUUGGCAGGCUAUGGAUCCCAGGUCAAAAACCCUUGCAGAUGCUGUUCUUCUUCGUUCAAGAGAGGAAUGGUAUCUUGCCUGCCGUGAAACGGAGUGGUGGAAAGAGGGGAAGUAUGUCCAAGACUGGGUAAAUCAUGGGGAACAAGGCUUGCUUUGGACAUCAGCUUGGCGUACUGCGGCGUUGCGCGGGGAUGGAGAGAAUAAGGCUUCUGCAAUGGUGAUAAAAGAACGUGCAGAUUAUUAUGCAAACAAUUUCUGGAAACAAAACAAAUAUGUUAAGGAUUACAUGGCUUUUGGAGAAAAAGGGAUACUUUGGCGCUCUGAUCAGCCUUCUGCCGCGAAGGAUAGUGAUUGGUGGAAGAGUCCUUUUUUUUUUCGUCAGUGGCUUUUGGCGAACCAUGCAUUUCCUGGGGAAUUCUGGAAGGACACUGAAGUGAUCUCCGAUUAUUGGGAAAACAAAGCCGCCGGGAAGAAAUGGACUGCUUCAAGUGCUUUGGCGGCAAUCCUGGGAAGGGGCGAUGGUGAGGCGGCUUCUUCUGAUGAAUUGGCAAUACGAAAAAGAUUUUAUGAGAAAUAUUGGUGGAGACAGAGAAAAUAUUGGAACGAUUUCUGCGCCAAAGGUACAAAAUGGUCCGCUCUAACACCUGAAGGAGCCGGCAAAUGUUCUGCCGUCGAACUGAAAGAGCGACAGAACUACUUUGAACCAAGUUCUCUCGAUCGUGUAGUUCUUGGUUACCAGCGUUUAAUUGAGUUAGAUGCAGUUAACUCUGUAACUGGUCUCUUUGUGUCUUGUGAAGAAGUACAUUUGCGGGAGCAGUACUAUCAAAAAAGUUGGUGGAAAACACAGGCAGGUUUAACGGAUUACGCUUUCCAUGGUGAGAAUAGCCUUUACAUACGUGCUGCCUCGUACGAUGACGCUCGUGCUCUGGAAGGAAUCAACUGCUCCUCUCCAAUUGAGGCGGCUUCCAGAAUGCUGUUUUUUGACAAUGGGUUUCUUGAGUACAGCGCUGACCAUGAAUACCUCGGUGAAUUUAUCGCUGCAGCUGAUUGGUGGCAGGAACCGGUGAUUAUUGCUGAUUUUCUUGAGAAGGGUGAGAAUGGGGUGAAAUGGAAAGCGUGCAACUCGGCCAGUGGUACCUGUGGAUUUGCAGGGAAGGAUAGUGCCUCAACAGAAGAGCAAAAUUACCGCAAGACUUUCUACACAGCUAACUUUUGGAGGAGUUUGGAAUGCCUUCAGGACUUUCGCCAACAUGGCAUUAAAGGGAAGCUGUGGACGAUGAGUCGACCCUUCGGCAAAGGUGAGCGUGUAGAGGAAAAACACCUACUCGUUCGCGCUCAGGUUCUUAGCGGCUACCCCGAGGAUGAAUGGAUGGAGAACAUGGAAACCAAUUGGUGGAAAGCCCCUGAAGUAAGGGCGGAUUUCUACGCCAAUGGUGAGUCAGGCUGUAUGGUCAGUGCAGUAAACGCAUAUGUUGCUGUGGAAAGACUUGGAACGAAAAACGAAUACAAGGCAGAUGAGGCCGAACUAAAAAAACGUGUGGAGUUCUACCUUACACAUCCGCUCUCCCUCGAGGAUGGGGAAAUGUGUCACUUUCUUUACUUAAUUGAGCCCUUCUGGAUCACGCCUGAGAGCGUGGAGGAUUACUGGACAAACGGCUUAAGAGGCAAAAAAUGGAACGCCGCCAAUGUCGCUGCCUUCAGUUGCUCGUUAGGUGAAAAGUUUACUGCUACACCUGCAGAGUUGAAGCGACGCGAAGAAGUUCUUCAAACCGUCUUUUGGCGAGUUGCGGCAUACAAAGAGGAUUUCCUCACCCAUGGAAAGGAAGGCAAGCUGUGGAACAAGAGCGAAUAUGACGGUGUUGGGGACCACAUCAGUCAUGAGGAGGAGGUUGUACGCAUCUCUUACUACCUUCGCCUGUCGGAGAAGUACUGGGCCGAUUGCCGAUACGCGGCUGCCAAUUGGUGGAAGGCGCCUGAGGUGCGUAACGACUACAACAUAAACGAGUCUCGGGGUGGUUUGGUGGGCGCCGCCACCGCCGCAGUGGCAUCCAUGGGACUUUGCAAGAAUGAAAAUUAUGGCGUUUCCGAGGCGGAAAAGGAAAAACGGAUGUGCUACUUUAAGACGCAUCCAUAUCGCGAUAGUCGCGUCUCACAAACCCUUUUGAGUCGCGAGUUAGCCAGGAUAUCCGCCAUGGGAGAGUUGUUUUGGGUCCACCACGACUGUUUAGAAGACUUUUUCUUACAUGGAGCCCAAGGAACCGUUUGGUCCGCGGGGGAUGCUGCCGCUGCAAGCACAGGAUCCGCAAGGAGGUUCCGCGCCCACCUUGAUGAGAUCCGCAUUCGAGAGGCGUUCUUCAGUAAGUACUGGUGGAAGGCGUCGAAAUAUCGGUUGGAUUUUCUUCAAAAUGGAUUUGAAGGCCUGCUGUGGACAAAAAGUGAUCCCCACGGUACUUACAGGCAAGCUUCCGAGAGUGAAAUUCAGGAACGCGUGUGCUACUACGCCUGCGCCGGCCUUGAGUGUGAAAAACGUUUUGAGGAGUUUACCCUGUGUUGGUGGAAGUCCCCAAAUUCUAUUGCCUACUACAUGAUCGGAGCGAACGACAGCACGCACAUCAAAGCUUUCUCACCGCAAGUAGCGCUGUCUCAGCCCCGCGUUUUGGAUGGCAUGGCUGCCUCCUUGUCGUUGGUGGAGAAUCGUCGGCACUACAUGGUUUUGGUGACCCCAACAGACACCGCAGACGACAUCACGGAUUCGCAAAUCAUGUCCGGUGUGAAGUCUCAAAAUAACAUGUGGUGGAAAAAUGAGGCAUACCAACGUGCGUAUGACACCCAACGACCGCUGGAACACUGGAAGAGCCCGGUAUGUAUCUCGGACUACCUUAAUAAUGGUCCGAAGGGUAAGAUGUGGACUUUAGCUGGCUCUUUCUUCCCCACAAACAGGAAGGAGUUUUGCAGUAAAGAAGAAAUGAAGGAACGGGUUUUGUACUAUAAGAUGAACUUUUGGAAGUCCGUGGAAGCACGCAGCGACUACGAAUUGAAUGAUCUUAAAGGAACCUUGUGGAGCUCCUCUGAACCCAAUGGUAAGGGGAAACCUGUUUCUGGAGCCGAGCUUAAUGUUCGCAUGAACUAUUAUAAAUCAUCCGCCCUAUGGAAACUGGCCAUUGACCCUGGGACAGACGCGAAGAGUACAUGGUGUGGAUUUCAAGACGACCUAUUACGAUGUUUGUGGUAUGAAGAGAAUUGGUGGAAGUGCAUGGUUAGGGAUGACUACUUGACCCGUGGUCAGCAGAGCACGUUUUUGCGUGCGUCGAGCCUGAGGGGACUUCUGAGUGGGUCCGUGACUUCACGUGAGUGGCAGGCCAGUGAGGAGGAGGUAAAGCGGCGGAUCUUGUACUUUGGUGGCCUGGGCGAAAUUGAAUGGUGGCAAAAUCCCGUUGUGUUGUCAGAUUUUCAGAGGCACGAGGAGAGUUCCUUGUGGGAAGCGCGUACGUUUAAAGAGGCGCUGCUAAGCAUGGGAUUGGAAUUUCCCGCAGACCGCACGGAGUUGGAACGCAGAAAGCGUUGGUACCAUGCCAAUGGGUGGAAGUCGGCCGAAAUGGUGCAGGACUACGCCGCAGGUGGAAACAAGUGGAGGACCGCAGGGGCUUCUGACCCCGUGUUAUGCGAGGCGUGGAUGCAGGCGUACAAGCCAGUCUCAGCGGAGGAGCAAGCUAGACGAAAACGAUGGUUUGAUCACCAGCCAACGGAUGAACAACUGCAGGUUCGUCGUGCGUGGCUCUUACAGCGGUCGCGCGACGCUCGUCGCAUCCACUUUUCGGAGUUGGGUGACCUUCUUGCGCAGCUAAAUGACGGCGUCCACCCCAGCGAGGAUGAGAUUCGGGCAGUUGAGGAUGCUAUUCGCGCCGAGCAAAAGUAUUAUUCCAUAUUUGAGGGUGUCACUCAGCAGGAUGUUAUGAGGGCGAUGCAGGCCACAAGCUUCUACAUUGGGGCAACAAAGGAGGAACGGAUGCGGUCCGAGCAAGAGGCACUUGAGGCCCUUCAAAAGGAAGAGAUGGAUCGCUUGGAAGAGGAAGCAGCGCAUUUAGCACAGGAAGCGUACGAAGAGCUCCAAGCUGCCGGUGAAGAGUACGUUCCCUUUGACGAGGCAGCGGAGGCCGAGGAGGCCGAGUACCUUAAGGCUCUAGAAGAGGAGGAAGAUUCCAAAACGAAUCUCAACGAAGACGAUGUUGAAAUGACGUGGGAGUCGCACAAAGAGGAGGACGAGGACGAGGGUCCAGAGACUUCAGAGGAUAACAACAGUGGAGAGGCGAUGGAGAAGCGGCAGCGUACGUUGGAUGAGGCGUUCGCGACGGGGGAGUACGGCGGCGACGUGGGAGAGGAGGACACUGACGCUACGAAGGGGGAGUUGGUGGAUGACGUGAAGGCCGCCCUCGAGGACCUCGUCAAUGAGGACGGCUGGAAGGAGGACGAUGAUGCGGCCUCCAACUGGAAUGCGGAGCAGGAGGAGGUGGGAGAUGCCAUGACCGCUGGUAUCAGCUAUUUCGUGCUUCCGCUUCGCGAGGUGACAAACCCGCAGUACCUCAAGGGCUACUUCACGCUUAUGAGGUACACCCCAAGCGUCAAUUUGAUCAACACCAGCCGAAAGCGCGUCUGGGUAGUGGACCACUUCGCUCAGUGUUUCUGCAACCUGACGAAAAAUAACCGCAUUCGGAAGGAACAUGCCGCGAAAAUGUUGAUUCAGUUGGAGAAAAACGUUGUCGACAGGACGCGACUAAGGAUGAUGUUUUUUGAUGCCUCACACUCAUACGAUGUGCAGUUUGCAAACGCCAACGAGCGGGAGCGCUUCUACGAGACGGCGAGUGCCAUGCGCUCCAUCAUUCGUGUAUUUGCCCCGGACCUUGUUGGCGAGCAUGAGACGCGGUCACACGUCAUUAUUGAUGGCUCCGGCGACAACGCUGUGUCUGUGAUAUGCCUGGAUGUCCACUCCAAGCCUGUAAAGCGACAGUUACUGGGUGAAUGUCGCAUCAACGCCACAAGGCGCCUCACAGAGCAGAUCUCUAUUUGGUGCGGGACAUUUAACCUUUGCGGCCAUCACCCGCCCAGGAAAAGGGAGGAGCUCCAGCGAUGGAUGCCGCGGGGGAGGCACGACAUCUAUGCCAUCGCUGUACAGGAAGCCUCUUUUCGCCGCCACGAUGAUGAAUGGAGGGAGUAUGUGCAAGACUACCUCGGUGACGAUUAUCUUCCGGCUGCUAGCAUGUUCAUGUGGGAUAUUACGUUAGUUGUGAUGGCAAGCAAACGGAGUAUGUUGAAGCUUACAAAUAUCGAGGGUUCCACGCAAGCUACCACCAAUAAAUCAGCGUGUGGAAAUAAAGGUGGUGUGGUCAUCUCCAUGCAGUACCUGGAAACCUCCUUGUGUUUCUGCACCUGCCAUUUGCCGGCACGCAAUGAGCACUUUGCCUUGCGUAAUUCCAUGUUGGAGGAAAUUAUCGGAAAGGUUCGUCUGGGGGUUCCAGAUGCCGACGUCACAAACCAGUUUGAUCACGUAUUUUUCUUUGGAGACUUUAAUUAUCGCUGUGAAAUUGACCCCGCCAACGGAGAAAAACUAGCCCAACUGAAGGAUUACGACAAGCUGCUGGUGUAUGAUCAAUUUGUUAACCAACGGAGUAGUGCAGGGGUCCUGCACGACUUUGUGGAGCCAGCCAUCAAAUUUGCCCCAACCUACCGCCUCAGCAGUGAAUCCGCCGAAUAUGUUCUGAAGAGCUCCCCCAGCUACUGUGCCCGUGUGCUGUAUAAGAGCAUGCUUGAUUCGUGGAUAAAGUGUGUUGACUACACCUCCGACCCUGAAUUGAUGCUGUCCGAGCACAGACCGGUCUCAGCCACCUUCCUUGUGCGAUGCGUUCGCCCAGUGAUGUCUUGUUUCAUGAAGUCGCAGGAACCCGUCCCAGAGUUUACGUUUGACGACAUCAUCGUCAAGGACUACACCGCCGGCGUUAUUAAGAAGCCAAAGCUCUCUAUAUGUGCAGAUUUUGCGCCAAACACGGUGCCUGUUCUGUCGAAUGAGACGCACACAGACGCGCCAUGGUGGAAAAAAGACACGCUGCCUCGUGUUACCUCCGUCACACAGGUGCAGGAGUACCUUGAGACGCGGCGAAUUCUCCUUGUCAUUCUCGAGGGAGCCGAGAAGCGUGAGGUGAAACACAGUCGAGGAACAGGUGUGGUGUCACUAAAGCAGCGCGUGAUUGGGAAGGAAGACGUACCGGUGGAGUUUGACUCUGACAUUGUCUACUGCGGCAAAUGCGUCGGGAGGAUAUGUGGCUCAAUGACGUGGCAUGCUUUGAAGUCCCCAAACAAGGAGUAA